UUCUUCUUCUAUUCCAUUAUAAAAAAAUAUUAAUUUGAGUUUUGGGUUCUCUUCAUUAUGUGCAAUCCAUCUUGAUUUGGGUAUUUGGGAUUUCUUCGCUUGGUGCGCUCUCUCUCUCUCUCUCUCUCUCUCUCUCUCUCUCUCUCUCUCUCUCUCUCUCUCAUGAGCUUCCUAAGCGCAAUGGAGGCUAAAUUGCCUCCAGGCUUCAGGUUCCACCCAAGAGACGAAGAACUGGUAUGCGACUACUUAGCCAAGAAGGUGGCAGGCAACAACACUUGGAGUCUAUAUGAAUAUCCCAUGAUGGUCGAAGUCGACCUAAACAAGAUCGAGCCCUGGGACCUCCCUGAAAUGGCAUGUGUGGGAGGCAAGGAAUGGUAUUUUUUCAGCCUCCGUGACCGGAAAUACGCCACUGGCCUGCGCACAAAUCGUGCGACCUUAUCGGGGUACUGGAAGGCGACCGGGAAGGAUAGACGUGUGAUCGACGUCCGCAAAGGGACCCUUGUGGGGAUGAGGAAAACCCUCGUUUUCUACCAAGGGAGAGCUCCCAAAGGACGGAAAACCGAUUGGGUCAUGCAUGAAUUCCGACUUGAGGGUCCCUCUGAUCCGCCGAAGAUUUCUUCUAAGGAAGAUUGGGUUCUAUGUAGAGUGUUCUACAAGAAUAGAGGGAUGUCUGCCAAACUCUGCUGCGAAGAAAACUCCUAUGAUGACACAGGCUCCUCCCUCCCACCAUUGAUGGACCCCUGCCUUACAUUUGACCAAACCCCGCUAAAUUUAGAGGCGUUUGAGCAAGUGCCCUGCUUCUCCAAUUUGUCCCAAGACCAAACAUCUCAACACAAAAGUGAUCCAAACUUCCAGGAUCUUCCCCAAGUGGACACAACCAUCCCCACCAAGAGCUUGGUCCAAUCUGAGGUCUUCCCUGAUGUGGGCCCCUUCCUUGACCCCUUGUAUUGUGAUACAGAACUCGUUAUAAAAGCUGUUUUGGAUCACUUUGACAAGGUGGACAGCAAUAGGAAGAUGAUGGAGGUGGUGUCACCAAGCUUAGGUGAAGGAAGCUCGGAAAGCUACUUUUCGGAUAUGGGCUUUGAGUCCAUGUGGAACCACAGCAUGUUUUGAUGAGAUGACGUGGCAUGGGACGUGAACAAUGAGCCAUUUCAGCUCAAAAGACGUGCGUGAAUAUGUUAUGUUAGUUUUUGCUGCCAGUGUGAACUUUUUUCCAUAUGUUAGGGUUCGGUUUUUCUUCAUUAGAUGAUGUGCUUUUUGACCAAUGUAAAAAGCACUUUGUAAUGUGUGUCUCUUUGUUAUGUCAUUCAAUAAGAUGAGUUUGUUUGUCUU
This is a messenger RNA of Magnolia sinica, 1332 nucleotides long. RefSeq names its product NAC domain-containing protein 21/22-like. Gene Ontology annotation, biological process: regulation of DNA-templated transcription. The coding region runs from base 163 to 1113 and encodes 316 amino acids. The transcript has 3 exons. Gene Ontology annotation, molecular function: DNA binding. Lineage: Eukaryota; Viridiplantae; Streptophyta; Magnoliopsida; Magnoliales; Magnoliaceae. The record is from RefSeq and is a predicted model, not a curated record.